Molecule: messenger RNA, 2037 nt
Organism: Eimeria maxima
Lineage: Eukaryota; Apicomplexa; Conoidasida; Eucoccidiorida; Eimeriidae
Exons: 12
Coding region: 1-2037 (678 amino acids)
Biological process (GO): regulation of transcription by RNA polymerase II
Source: RefSeq, a predicted model, not a curated record
AUGCAACACCCAGCCCACGUCUACAGGGAGACAGUCCCCAUGGGCCCUGCUGACUUGGACGUGAAUGAAUUUUUGUCGUUGAUGGAGGCAUUGAAGCGCGAAUGGCCCGGCAAUUCUUACGACGUCCUUAGCAGACUGCAGCGGCAAGCGAAUAGUAUUAAAGGAGGAGCUCGUGCUGCUGCUGCUGCUGCUGCUGCUGCUGCACGUCAGCUGCAGCGCCUCGAUACCCAUGCGGGUAUAUCCGCCACUGCAACAGCAGCAGCAGAAGCAGCAGCAGCAGCAGCGGCGGCAGCAGCUGGAGCAGCUGUCUCCUUUGGCCGUCUACUCAAGCAUGCUCACCAGGAGGUUCGGCUCUCCGAGGAGGUGGGCAGACGUAUAGUGCAGGGCAUGAAUUACUUUACGGAGAGGUUAGAGGAUGUCUUUGCAUGCAUUCCCAUGGAGUUAGCAGAGACAGAAUAUAUUAUUGAUACAACAAGUACCUCCCUUACUAGGGCCCCGAACCCCCCUGAUAUACCUAAAGGGGGCCCCCUAGCUACACCAACAUCAUUGCGGGGGGGCCAAGAGACCCCAACAUCCUCAGGGGGGCCUCUAGAGACCCCAACAUCCUUAGGGGCGCCCCUUGAGACCCCAACAUCCUUGGGAGGAACCCUUGAGACCACAGCAUCCUCGAGGGGCCCUUUAGAGGCAUCAACAUCUGUUGCGGGGGCCCUGGAGACAUCGACAUCUGUUGGGGGGCCCCUAGAGACAAUAACAUCCUUGGGGGCCCCUCUAGGGGCAGCACUAUCGUUAGGGGGGGCCCUGGAGGCAGCAACAUACAUGGAUGGGGCCCUUCAGACAAUAUCCUUAGACGCCUCCCCGGAGGGCACCCCUGGGGUCCCUCUCCCUCCUGAAGAUCCGCGGGGGCCUCCCGUUGAAGAGCAGCGGGAGGCCCCCCAACAGAACCCUCUUGGAGCCCUCGUGGAGGUACCCUUGGGGUCCUCUUCUGAAGAGCAUUUAGAAGACCCUGUACCUCAUGAGACGCUAGGCGACAGUCCUGAAGGGUCCCCUCUAGGGGCCCCCAUUCUUGAGGGGCCCCCAGAGGAGCCCCCCAUUUUUGAGGCGCCCCCAGGGGAGCCUCCCAUUUUUGAGGGGCCCCCAGCGGAGCCACCCAUUUUUGAGGGGCCUCCAGCGGAGCCCCUUGAGGGGCCCCUACUAGGGCCUCCGCUUCUUGAGGGGUUCUAUUGUUUAAACCUGGGGAAAGGAGAGCAAGGAUUUAGGGCUUUACUUGCGACAAGAAGCAGUUGCCCCCGCACACGCCAUGAGGCCAAUGUUACCUCCCUUGCCCUUGCGGGAGCAUUAAGCUGGCAGCAGCAGAUGGUGACCCCAACUAGGGCGGUCCGUUCCCCGCUGCCGCCACAGCAGAAGCAGCAACAUCAGCAGCAGCAACAGCAGCAGCAGCAGCAACAGCAGCAGCAGCAGCAACAGCAGCAACAUGCUACAAAAAAAGUGGGAACGCAGGCAUCAUCCCAAUUUGCGUGCAUGCCCCUGCCUAGACACACCGUGGGGCCCACAACCUCCCCCCCUGCUGCAGCAAAACAAAAAGAGACACAAAAAGAAGUAGGGGUAAAAAGAGACAAAAAGACACAUUGGCUGCUGCCAAGACGGCAUACAGAGCAACCUCAGCAGAAACAGCAGCAGCAGCAGCAGAAGGCAGUACGGCAGCGCCACAGCAGCGCAGAGAGAAAAGGGCCUGCAACAACCAAGGGCUUGCUAACUCUUCUAGGUUACCCAGGAGACAUCCGCAAAAACAACGAAAGAAAAAGACCUGGAUACAAGGGCUUUGAAACCCUUGAGGCACAGCAACACAACAAAUUGGACAAAAAGCGCAAGAGGCAGAAGGAAGAUCAGGUCGGUCUCCGCUCCCACAACAUCCUACAACCGGGGGAGAAGAUGUCGCUGCAGUGCAUUCUAGACAGCAGCAGGAAGCAACAGCAUAUUAAAGGGGCCGCCAAAAGCCUUCGAGCCAAAGGCAUGCAAAUUUCUCCUAUGAGGGUUUAG